CACUCCUGUAAAACCCCGCCAGGUUGAGCAACCAAACCUCCAAAACCCCUCAAUCUACAUUGCUCAACUUCCUCAUCCUCCAAUCUUCACCAUCAAUGAAUCCUUGUUCUCUGCUAAUAACUCACAAACCCCACUUUUCAGUCCCUUUAAAAUCUUCCCUUUAUAGAAAAACCAUCACCAUUUCCGCAGUGAACCAUGCCUAUUACUUUACUUCCAGUCCCUCUUUCCAUUCUUUCACUACUUUCCUUCAGCGCCAUAAAAAUCCAGUCUUGAAGGUGGAGGUUGCUAGGUGUUCGCAAGAAGAUGCAGUUUUGGACCCUAAAGAUGCUGCAUUGCUGGUUUCUACUUGCAUUACAAGGAAUUUGGCUCCGGCAUUGACGCUAGAGCAAGGUUUGGAUUGUAUUCAAGAGGCAGUUGAGAAGUUGAAGGCCAAUCCUCCGUCUUGUCCAAUUGGAAUGGUUAGAUUUCAGGUUGCAGUGCCUCCAAGUCCAAAAGCUUUAAAAUGGUUUUGCAGUCAACCUCAGUCAGGAGGGGUGUUUCCUCGAUUUUUUCUUUCCAAGGAGGAGAAUCCAUCAUACAUGUCACUUGCUUUGGGUAGGACGUGUGGUGUUUUUGGAAUUGGUGCCGCAGUCUAUUUCAAGGGUCACUAUUCUCAUCCGUCUAGAGAGCAUAGCGAGUUUCAAAGAUCAUAUCCUGCUAUGGAAUUGGAUAUUCCAAUGGCUUAUGGUUUUUUGGAUGUCAGUUUUGAUGUAAUUUCAUCUUCUAUGAAGUAUGAAGCUGGUUCUUUUUACUUUUUCAUUCCCCAGAUUGAGUUGCAUGAAUCAGAGGAGGUUACUGUCUUGGUUGCUAAUCUUGCAUGGAAUGACUCUUCCACUUCUUUUUUUGCGAAAGCUAUUCAGACCUAUGAGAUUGCUCUCUACCAGGCCAGAUGUCAUCUUUGGUCAUUGAUGGAUGAAUGCAGUAAGAAAUGCAUCAAUGCCCUUCAAGUGUAUGGGACCAUGAAGGAUAAAAUUGCUGAGAUGGUGUGCAUGAGUGCUUUCCAGAUAGGAGGAAGUCUUCUGGAUGCUGGCACUCUGGAACUGAUUUAUUGUACUACUUUUGCUUGACUGGAGGAAACAUAAAGCUGCCUGUUUUCAUUCUUACAGAAAGAUGCUCCACGAUGUUCCAGCCAGU
Molecule: messenger RNA, 1173 nt
Organism: Coffea eugenioides
Lineage: Eukaryota; Viridiplantae; Streptophyta; Magnoliopsida; Gentianales; Rubiaceae
Product: protein PHYLLO, chloroplastic-like
Exons: 8
Coding region: 96-1106 (336 amino acids)
Biological process (GO): phylloquinone biosynthetic process
Cellular component (GO): plastid
Molecular function (GO): isochorismate synthase activity
Source: RefSeq, a predicted model, not a curated record